Messenger RNA from Conger conger (European conger), 4056 nucleotides. RefSeq names its product semaphorin-3A-like. Gene Ontology annotation, biological process: negative chemotaxis; neural crest cell migration; semaphorin-plexin signaling pathway. The record is from RefSeq and is a predicted model, not a curated record. Gene Ontology annotation, molecular function: neuropilin binding; chemorepellent activity; semaphorin receptor binding. The coding region runs from base 136 to 2361 and encodes 741 amino acids. The transcript is spliced from 17 exons. NCBI's taxonomy places the organism in Eukaryota, Metazoa, Chordata, Actinopteri, Anguilliformes, Congridae.
GCGGUGGACUUGGUGCAGAGACAUGGACUACCUCCUCGGGAUUGUACUACUGCUCUACGGGGUUGUGACGACCUCUGGACUGGGCUCCCAGGAACCAAAAGCAACGUCCCUAGGCUCAAGUUCUCCUACAAAGAGAUGCUGGAGUCCAACAACCUGAUCACCUUUAACGGCCUGGCCAACAGCUCCGGCUACCACACCUUCCUGUUGGACGAGGAGAAAGGCAGGCUGCUGGUGGGAGCCAUGGACCACGUCUUCUCCUUCAAUCUGGUCAACAUCAACAAGGACCACAUGCAGAUGGCUUGGCCUGCCACCCCGUCACGCAGAGAUGAGUGCAAGUGGGCCGGAAAGGACGUCGUGAAGGAAUGUUCCAAUUUCAUCAAAGUGCUGCAGCCGUUUAACCAGACGCACCUGUACGUCUGCGGGACCGGGGCCUUCCAUCCCAUCUGCGCCUACCUGGAGGUGGGGAAACGGGCAGAGGACAACAUCUUCAGGCUGGAGACGUCCCACUUCGAGAACGGCCGUGGAAAGAGCCCCUACGACCCGAAGAUGCUGUCAGCCUCUCUCCUGAUUGAUGGGGAGCUGUACUCCGGAACGUCGGCGGACUUCAUGGGCAGAGACUUCGCCAUCUUCCGCACCCUGGGGCAACAUCAUCCUAUCAGGACGGAGCAGCACGAUUCCAGGUGGCUGAAUGACCCCAGGUUUGUGAGCGUGCAUCUGAUUCCUGAAAGCGACAAUCCGGAAGAUGACAAGAUCUACCUGUUCUUCCGGGAGAACGCCAUGGAUGGGGAACAUUCCGGAAAGGCCACACACUCCAGGAUCGGACAGCUCUGUAAGAAUGACUUUGGGGGUCACCGGAGCCUGGUGAAUAAGUGGACCACCUUCUUGAAGGCUCGGCUCAUGUGCUCCGUGCCAGGAGCCAAUGGGAUUGACACUCACUUCGACGAGCUGCAGGACAUCUUUCUCAUGAGUUCCAAGGAUCCCAAAAAUCCUGUCAUAUAUGCCGUCUUCACAACAUCGAGUAACAUCUUCAAGGGAUCGGCGGUGUGCAUGUACAGCAUGGCGGAUGUGAGGAGGGUCUUCCUCGGCCCCUACGCUCAUAGAGACGGGCCCAACUACCAAUGGGUGCCCUUCCCGGCCAGAGUGCCCUACCCCCGGCCUGGAACGUGUCCGAGCAAAACCUACGGCGGGUUCGAAUCGACCAAAGACCUCCCGGAUGAAGUCAUUACUUUCGCGAGAGGUCACCCCGCCAUGUUCAACCCCGUCAAUCCCAUCAACAACCGGCCAAUCGUCAUCAAGAGCGACGUGGAGUACCAGUUCUCCCAGAUAGUGGUGGACAGGGUGGAGGCAGAGGAUGGGCAGUACGAUGUCAUGUUUAUCGGAACAGACGUGGGGACCGUUCUGAAGGUGGUGUCCAUUCCCAGGGAAUCCUGGCACGACUUGGAGGAAGUUCUUCUCGAGGAGAUGACUGUGUUUCGGGAACCCGCCGCCAUUACCGCCAUGGACAUAUCAACCAAGCAGCAACAGCUGUAUCUGGGCUCAGCCAUUGGUGUAUCCCAGAUGCCUUUGCACCGGUGCGAUGUGUACGGGAAGGCGUGUGCCGAAUGCUGCCUGGCGCGGGACCCCUACUGCGCUUGGGACGGGACCCAGUGCUCCCGCUACUUCCCCACCGCCAAGAGGCGAAGUAGACGGCAGGACAUCAGGAACGGUGACCCCCUGACACAGUGCUCUGAUCUGCAGCAGCACGAUGACGUGAACGGCCAGGGCGUGGCAGAGAACAAGGUCAUCUACGGGGUGGAGAACAGCAGCACGUUUCUGGAGUGCAGUCCCAAGUCCCAGCGCGCGCUCAUCUACUGGCAGUUCCAGAGACAGAACGAGGAGGGGAAGCAGGAGAUAAAGGCCGGGGACCGGUUCGUGCGUACGGAGCAGGGCCUGCUGAUCCGCAUCCUCCAGAAGAAGGACUCCGGCCGGUACUCCUGUCAGACGGUGGAGCACGGCUUCAUCCAGACGCUCCUCACGGUCGCGCUGGAGGUCAUGGACUCCGAGCACCUGGGCGAGCUGCUGCACCGGGCCGAGGAGGCCGGGGAGGGGGGCCGGGCCCGGGGGGAGCCCCCUCCCCGGACCCAGCCUGCCGGGACCGGGCCGAAGGUCUGGUACAGGGACUUCAUGUCCCUCAUCAACCACCCCGACCUGAACGGCAUGGACGAGUUCUGCCAGCAGGUGUGGAAGAGGGAGCGCAAGCAGCGAAGGCAGAGGGUCCAGACAGCCCAGGCGCAGGCGCAGAAGUGGAGGCACCUGCAGGAGAGCAAGAAGGGCAGGAACAGGAGGACCCACGAGCUGGAGAGGGCGCCGAGGAGCGUGUGACCGGAGAGAGAGAGAGAGACUCCUCCAGAGAGGACAGAGAAGCCAGAACUCGACUGGAAUGCGAACGCGAUUCCCCGCUCUUUAGCGGCGUGCGUUAGCCAGGAUGCUUACAAUGGCAUGGCGGAAAAAGACGCCAUCACACUUGAACCCCCAACCCCACCGCCCCCGCACCACUACCACCCCCAGCCCGACCCCUGACUAAUCUCCCUCAUAUACGAUGGAUGGCACCACCUGAACCAGGCCCUUGUAAAUAGACUAGCAGACAUCGCUUUGGACCUGUAGUUUAAGUUUUGUUCAUUGUUUGGUUGUUCAACUGAAGGUAGGCAGGUUACCCACCCCCAAACUGAUGCCGGUUACUGCAGCGAAACUCCACGAGGUGGACCGUCCUUGCGGGACGGAGGGGCGAUACUGGGGUCGAAAUCGAGUUCAGUUUUUAUCCAAGUGUUCAUCCGUACAGUUUUGAACAAAAUCCUACGUGCUCGUCUUCCACCUUCCCUGGAAGGCGGGCCCUGAGUCUAAAACUUGUGUUUGUGUCCAAGCAGGCCCUACUCAGCAUGGAUCAAGACUUUAAACCUGAUAGAGCAACACAUCCGGAUGCGGAUCAGUAACAUCGUCACUAGUAUUUACCGUAAGAUGAUAUUACUGUCUUCAAGUACAGAGUACACCGUUUCAUUUUCAAAGCUGGCAAUGCUACGUUCUCUGACAAAGUUUAACCCUCGAGACACCGGUCAAUGUGAUGAGUAGCAAAUCUGUGUUAAGGACGGGAAUAAGCUCAUAUUUGGAUACCUAUUUCAACUUGUUUCGCAAAGGAAUGUUUUAUUUUUUACAUCAACAGAGGUCUAUCUAAAAAAAUAAAAAAAAUCCUGGAAGAGUUUAACUUGUAUUUUAUUGUACAUUUCCUUUCAUACUGCAUCCUUGUUACAGUUACAACUUUCAACAUUUUUACAUGUGUCACUCAAUCAUUUUUAACAUUCUUUUUUUUAAGUUAUUUUGGAUAUGUUGUAGCUUUUCUGAGUUUCAGAACAUUCUGCAGUAUAUUCAUGAGUGUGUUGUGCUCAACACAUGUAUAUUAAUAAUCUGUCUUUGAAAAGUAAACUGUUAUUUGUGUGUGUGUAUAUACAUUAUUGUAUCUAUCAAACCAAACACCAUUGUGUAAUUUAUUGCUCUUUGUUUUGUGGGUAGGCUCAUAUAGAAACGAUAAUAACGGUGCUUUGUCACUGGAAUAUAAAUAUGAAAAGCAACAAUGUUAAUAUGUAUUACAUUUCUGUCAGUGUGAUGGACCAAGUCUGCAGUUUUGCACUGUCCAACAAACAUGGCAGCCACUUCUGUCGUUUGUUUUAAACAAUUAGAUUUCGGCUUUUAACAAACAGAUCAGUUCCGUUACGAAAGAAAACUAAUUCACAGUCUGACAAAAUGAGCUAGUACUGGAUCAACUGUUGAUAGUUUGAUAUCUUACAUAAGAAAAUGUUGCAUUUUCUCUACCCUAAAAUACCAGGCGAAAAAGGACACUUUUUAUUUACAUUUCAGUUUUUCUUCCUUACAAAAUAGCUAUACACGCACCUGCCAUGUUGUAGUAGUUCUGUAAUGUAAUGUCACUGAAAACAGCGAAUGCAUUUGCAUGAGGUUGAGAGGCUGGUGAUGGGGGUGGCCUCCACGACUUGGUAGACGAUUGCAUAAUAAGGAGGAUGUGUCUGA